AUGAAAGUAAAUUUUGCGGUGUCCGGAGAAAAGAUCGCCGGACAAAAGACCGUCAAGGGGUUGAUAGUGGAUGCUGGCUAUUUUUUUGUGAAAGGAAAAAGACGAAAUGACACGAUUUCUUGGAAGUGUAGCGAAUACAAAAAGGGAAAAUGUCCAGCUUGUCGUCACACCAGGCUCAAUGAGAUUGUGAAGUCGAUUGGUGAUCACAAUCAUGUUCCAGAUUGUGCGAAAGUCAAAGCCAAGAGAGUUAUGGUUAAUGGGAAGACCCAAAUAGCAGAAAUCAUAGUUUCGAGUCAUGUUAUUGUCGCAAACUGCACUUCUCAUCUCUCACAAGCUGUUGACAAAAAUCAUAUUUACAAUGGUCUUAAACGACCCCUGAAAAAUCAUUCGAUUCUAGAUGGGGUCGCAACCAGAGAUUGUGAACCGCUGGAUUAG
Messenger RNA from Helobdella robusta, 435 nucleotides. RefSeq lists its product as hypothetical. Lineage: Eukaryota; Metazoa; Annelida; Clitellata; Rhynchobdellida; Glossiphoniidae. The transcript has 3 exons. Bases 1 to 435 code for a protein of 144 amino acids. The record is from RefSeq and is a predicted model, not a curated record.